CGCCGGGUCGGCCUUUUCCGCUUGCUAGUUCUCUGAUCCACACGUGGACCGCCGUCUGUGUUCUGGCCAGAAAUUCAUUCCUAUUGGCGUGGACCAGCCAUAUUGAAGGACAGAGUGGCAACGGAGGUCAAGGAUCUUGAGCUGAUGGAUUUUGCUGCUGAAAAUGAAGAGACGUCGGGAGGAGGUCUCCAGAGUGGAGCUGAAGGGGCGCGGCUAAGUCUCGAGUCAGAUGGAGAGAGAGUCAGGGGCACAGUAGGAACCGAGGAGGCCGGCGGUGGAGAGGCGGGGAAUGGACUGACCGGAAUGGGGAAGACAGGGGAAGGGGAAGAAGGAAAUGGACCAAGGGCAGAGGAGAUGCGAGUGGACCUAGCAGUUGUGAAGCAAGAAGUAAUGGACUGGUCAGAAAUGGAAGAAGGUAUGCGGAAUGACCAGUGGGUAAAGCAGGAGGUGGAGGAUGGGCCUGAGGUGAAAGAGGAAAAACCAGGCACGUUGGAGGUGAAGCAGGAGACGGAUAGUAGUUUGAUUGUAAAAGAAGAGAACGUGGAAGAACCAGAGCUAAAGGAAGAGAAAGUGAAGGUGAAGGAAGAAGUGAUGGACUGGCUAGAAGUGAAGAAAGAGAAGAAAGAUAGCUUGGAGAUUAAAGGCGAGGAGAUGUUUCUUGAUCAGAACGUAAAAAAGGAGGAAAUAAUGGAUGAAGUGUGUGUAAAAGAAGAGAAGUAUUUCCCUAAAGAAGAAGUGAUGGAUGAUACGAAGGUGAAAGAAGAGCCUCAGAUAAAUCCCCCAGUGGGCUCCAAGCGGAAACUGGCCAUGUCAAGAUGUGAAACUUGUGGUACAGAAGAAGCAAAGUACAGAUGUCCACGUUGUAUGCGCUAUUCCUGCAGUUUGCCCUGUGUAAAGAAACACAAAGCAGAACUGACAUGUAAUGGAAUUCGAGAUAAAACUGCAUAUGUUUCAAUGCAACAAUUUACUGAAAUGAAUCUCCUAAGUGAUUAUCGAUUUUUGGAAGAUGUGGCAAGAACAGCAGACCAUAUUUCUAGAGAUGCUUUCUUGAAAAGACCAAUAAGCAAUAAACAUAUGUACUUUAUGAAAAAUCGUGCUCGAAAGCAAGCUAUUAACUUAAAACUUCUACCCAAUGGAUUCACCAAAAGGAAAGAAAAUUCAACAUUUUUUGAUAAGAAAAAUCGACGGUUUUGUUGGCAUGUGAAGCUCCAGUUUCCUCAGAGUCAAGCUGUGUAUGUAGAAAAAAGAGUACCAGAUGAUAAAACUAUUAAUGAAAUCCUAAGAGCUUACAUUGAUCCUGAAAAGUCUGAUCCUGUAAUUCGUCAAAGGUUGAAAGCCUACAUUCACUCUCAGACUGGGGUCCGAAUUUUAAUGAAGGUAGAAAAUAUGCAGCAAAAUUUAGUAAGGCAUAUAAAUAAAAAUUGGGGUUUGUACAAGACUGAGUAGGGUACAGUUCUGUUGUAGCGGAGAAAACAGACAUGAAGUAAAGGUGACUGGGGUACCUGGCAUGGAUCUGUCUUCUGAGAGAUGGAGGUAAGGCCUGGAGAGGCUUAGGGCACAUUGAGUUUCAAGUAGAAGUGGCAUCAUUUUCUCGAACGUUAUUUUCAAAAGGAAUGGCCUUUCUAUACUAAUCCCUUAUUACUAGCCUCCCUUCAGAGUAAGAUUAUAUUGCAUUCCAACAAGAAAUAGUAAAUCCUUUCAGAAUACAUAAUCUGUGGAGAAGUAGACCUUAUUUUACUUUAAGAGGUUCCAGGUUAGACUUUGUAGACCAAAAGUUUUACCAUUACAAAUAAUAAAUUUAUUAAAUCACUACUUCUCAAACCUAACACAAAUUAUGAGAUGUUCCAAAAUAAUCUUUUUGCUCUUAUCCAAAAACCUACAUCAAAGUAGAUCUUCUAUAAAUUUGAAAUAAUGUUAUAAAUUUGAUGCAGACCUUGGAAAGUUACUAAGUUUCUGUUUUCCCAUCUGAAAGUGGGGAUCAAGACAAAGGUAUUGCACUGUUGUGAAGAUUGCUUUCAGGUAAUGCAUGUCAGCUACUUAGUAUGGUGCCAGGCACAUAGCAAAUCACUCUCAGUAGAUAUGUAUUAUUCAUGUAUUACAAGCUGCAACAUUUAGGACAACAUCUUGCUGAGUUGACUCAAUGAAUGUAAGAGUUUUUGUUGUUUUAAUCCUAGAAAUUACUUUUCUUAGUAUCAAUAAAAGGAGGAAAUCUGUUUAAAAAAAAAAGUUCUGUGUGGCUGGCAGUUGACUUAUGCAUUACUUUUUGAAAAAUAAUGGCUUCUUUCAGCCAAAUGAUUUCUUAUACUUCUGGGAAGUACUCUAUAAGUUCAAUAUUAGCUAUGCUCCCAACAGGUCACUCACCACUAACCACAAGGGGGCAGAUACCCAAUCAUGUUAGUUUACAUUUCUUUUGACAUAAAUUAGUAUUGGAAGAAUAUGAAGCUUCAGGGGCUACUUUAUUUAAGAUGUCAUCAACUGUUAUCGCUGUACAAAUGACUCCCAAAUCUAGAGAUAUUUUCAACCUUUCUCCCAGACUUCAAAUCUUAGUUUGCAUGUACUCUUCACUUACACAUCUCAUUAAAUCUUAAACUCAACAUGUUUAGAUCUCAUCACACCACAUCCAUUUGUUCCUAGUGUGUGUUUCUGUGUGUGUUGUUUUAAAUGAGGAUUAAAUGGACUGCUGAUGUUCCUGACAUCUUGUAAACAGUCAAUAAAUAUUGACAGUCAUUCCUUGUUAUUGUCACUGUCAUUCUUCUUGUAAGCAAGGCAUAUGACCUGAGAGCCAUCUUUCACUUCUCCCUCACCACCCUGCCUUACGUGGUCAGCCUCCAUAUGAGCCUUCUGUAUGUUCUCUCCAUUCUUUUGAGAAGAUUAUUGUUUAUCAGUGUCUACAGUGGAGCCUAUCCCUUCCCCCCAACUGGAUGUAAUCCUUAUCCUUUGAGCCUCAAAAACUUCUCAUAGGUUCCUGCAAUCCUGUCUUAUAUUUUAUCCCAAUAAAACAUCCCAUAUGAUGAUAAACUCCCUUUUGAAGACAGUGGCUGCCUUAGGCAUCUUCAUCUUUAUAUUUCCUGCAGUGCUUAGUCAGUGACUUUCCCAUAAUAGGAAUUCAGUUUUAAUUUUUUUUAAUAAGUAGUGUACUAAUGCACUUAAAUAUAUGUGUGCCUGCUAUGUGCUAGGCGUUGAUACCACUUUAAUACUCUAAAGCAGGGUUCGGACAGCUUUUUUGCAAAUGGCCAGACAGUAAAUAUUUUUGGCCUUGUGGGCCAUUCAUUUGCAGUUGUCAAUCCACCAUUGUAGCACAUAAACAGCUAUAGUCAAUACAUAAAUGAAUGGGCAUGACUGUAAGACUUUAUUUACAAAAACAGACAAUGGGCAGGAUUUGGCCUGCUGACCAUAGUUUGCCAAUUCCUGCAGGCUUCAGUUCUCAGUAUGUAAAAUGAGAGAGAGAGAGAGAGAGAGAGAUUAUUAAAACAACUACCAAGUAUAAUUUAAAGUUUCUUCAUGGAUACAUGCAUAUGUAUGGCUGAGUCGCUUUGCUCUGCACCUGAAACUAUCACAACAUUGGUAAUCGGCUAUAUUCCAAUAUAAAAUUAAAAGUUAAAAAUAAAUAAAUAAAUAAAAGUCUUCACAGUCCAUUAAAAACAAAUUAAUUAAUUAAUUAAAGUUUCUUCAGAAAAAGUAGCACCUGUUCAGAGAACAGGCUUUUUGAUAUGUAACCUUGACCUAAAGUAUCAAUGGGUUAAGAUUGAUCAAGUCUUGAACCUGCUGUAUAAAAAAAUAAAUAAAAUAAAAUUCAAAAAUCCCCAAAAAAAAAAAAGAUUGAUCAAGUCUUUAUUUUUCAUUUAUUCAGAUAGUAUUCAUUGAGCACCUUCCAUGUGCCAGCACAGCACUAAGCACCAGGAACACACAGACAUCUAAAAGACUAGCCCUCAAGAUGCUCACAAUCAAGGAGGGGAGAUAGGUAUGUGGUAAUGUUACAAUAGAUAUGUGUUUAAUACAUACGGCAUAGCAGGUGACCAGUGGAAAACACGGGCAUCUUUGCAUGUCAGUUUUUGAUUGAUGCACAGACCAGUUGCCUUUACUCUACUUCCAAAAAUUGGCAUAUAGAGCCAAGAGUUGAGACUUUAAACCCAAGCCAAAUUAAAGCAUUAUCUAAGCUUUGAUUUCAUGAACGUCACAGAAGAUUAUUACUCUUUUUGUGGGGACUACCCUAUUGUACUUGCAGAUUCUAUUAGUUGUUUCCUACUGUGCUGGUUGUAGUUAAUAAUUUUGGAACACUUUUUUCUUUUUUUAAAAAAGGCAACCAGCAAAAGAAUGAGCUAUUUCUCUUGGAUGAUUUUAUUUCCGUGCUGAGAGGAUUUUUUUUAAAUAAAAAACCAAGGUUACUUUAUUUUCUUUGGAUCUGUAACAUGAAGUAUUUAAAAAUCAUUCACUCUGAAGUUAAGAGGUACGACACUUUUUCCUACGCCCUUUUAGAGAAAUUGGUUUCUCUAAAGGCCUCAAGUAAGACCCACCUGAUGUCUUUGUGACUUUUGCUAACACCCACCCACCAGCAAGAAAAGACCCCCUUCUACCUUAAAGCAGAGUGACCUCCCAGUUCACGUUACUUGCUCAGAUUCUGACUUCUUAGAGUCUCACCUCUGCCUGCAAGAUACCACCUCUCAGCCUUUGUUGAUUCUAAGAGUCUAGUCUCUUGCUUGCCUCACCUCGUAGUCCUGCCAGGUCCCUCCUUGCUUUUCACCUAGCCCAUACCCCUGCUGGCCGAUUUUGCUACCUUACCAUAAGCAUCUCUUCUACUGAUCAUUUAACCUGUAUUUCUUUUCUCAGAACAUUGCUUCUCAGAUUUCAGUGUCGACCAUAAUUAUCUAGGACAGAUGAAAAUGUCGAUUUUCAGCCCACACUCAGAAUUUUUGGUUUAGUCAAUCUUACCUAGUACCCAGAAACCUGCAUUUGUUAAAGUCUCUGCCUCCUGAGGGACCCUGAUAUAAGUUAUCUCUGGGACCACACUUUGAGAAACACUGCCGAGGAUGAUAAAAUCCUUGAGGACAUUUUUGAAUCCCAUACAAGUGUCUAACAUGUUUUCUGUAUAAUAAAUAUUUGGUAGAUGUUUAUUCAGUUGAGUUGUUGAAGUUGUGUAAAGAAAUAUGUCAUUUAAUAUUAGGAUGAAUUUUUGAAGUCAGAUUUCUACAUCCUUAAAGAUACUAGUCUGUACCCUUUGCCUAAUUAAACUGGAAGUAGAAAAUUAAGUCUUAUUUCAGGCUUACAGAGAAUGAUUGAAAAGUAUAUUUAAAGAUACUCUAAAUAGGAAAUUUAUAAUAUAUAUGUUAAAAGUUAGGAUUUUUUUAAAAAUAUCCUGCCAUUAGAACUGAAGACCUUGGAAGUUAAGAUUAUUUUGAUAAUAAUGGUACAGAAUUAAAUAUAUGUUAGAGAACAUUAAAGGAAUUCCAGAAUUUCUAAGAACAGCAUUAACUACUUUCAGAUGCCUUGUCUUAUGUAAAUAGCCAGAGACCAUUUCUGCCUUUUAGUUAGAUCCCUUGAAAAUAACUGUGAUGAAGGAAGGGUUAGUGAAUAACAGCAGUGUGCUCUCUAGAUGAGAUUUCUUAAACUUUCUUUUGCUUUCCUUCUGGAAUUUAAUUCUAGUAAUGAGUUCUGCAGUGAUAAAUGGGGGAAAUCACUUAAUCUGAGUCAGUUGUAAACAGCCUUGCAUGUAGUAGAAGAUGCCAUCAUCAGCACUCACCUGUCACAUUAAGAAAUGCAUUCCCAGUAAAGUUUUACUAUAAAUGUUUAUAAUAUAUUUGUGUUUUGAUCAGUUUUGUACUAAUAAUAAUUAUUCAAUCCAGAAGAAAUUUUAACAUUUAAAGCCUUAAGGUCAUAGGUAAUAAAAUUAAAUUUUUAGCUUACAUACACAUUUUUGUUACAGAGAAGUGUGAUUGGGCUAUAAGUAAAAGGUUUUCAAGCAUAAAUGUAUCAGUAUUUAGGAUAAAAUUCUGUGGAGAAUUAGAAUGGAAAUACAAUCAAGGAGAAAAGGAAACUAUAUAAGAUUUCUAACUAUUAAGGAAGAGCUUGUUCAUACAGUUUUUAAAUUGAUGAUACUGGUACCAUUCCCGUUUUACUUAGAUUCUAGUGAAUUUUUAUAAAAGUGAUGUAGGGCUUCCCUGGUGGCGCGGUGGUUGAGGGUCCGCCUGCCGAUGCAGGGGACACGGGUUCGUGCCCCGGUCCGUGAAGAUCCCACAUGCUGCGGAGCGGCUGGGCCCGUGAGCCAUGGCCGCUGAACCUGCACGUCCGGAGCCUGUCCGCAACGGGAGAGGCCACAACAGUGAGAGGCCCGCGUACCACGAAAAAAAAAAAAAAAAAAAAGCGUGAUGUAACAUUUUCAUUCUAAACCAUCAAUAUUUACACUACACCAUAAAUUAUGUUCUUUAUAUCUAUUUUAACUUGUGAGUAAAGACUUUAAAUGAAAUUUCAGAUGUCUUUUAAAAUGUACAAAAGUGUCAUUGUUUUCUGAAAUUAUUUUAGGUUAGGUAUAAGCAGGAAAGUGCGAAGAACCUGAAUAAGUUUUGCCAAAUACACACACACAAAAAUGUUUGCUGCAAGGGUGAUUUAAAAUUGGGGUUAAAUCUAGAGGCUGAUGGAUGUCUUUAUGGAACAUAAUAAGUAUUAAUGACACCCUCUUAUUGAGUGUCUCCUACUGUUUUUUAGGUACUUUGUUAAGCAUUUUAUAUACAUUAUAAUUAUGUUACACUGUACAUACAUUAUACAUUAUAAACAUGUUUAGUUGCACGGAGAGCCCUGACUGCAGCUUUGUAACCACUAACUGGUGAAACCUAGAUCCAAACCUAGGCCCACCUGUCUCCAAAGCCUUUGCAAUAUAGCACAUGCCUCUCAGCACCAUAAAUGACCACAGUGCAUGUUCUUAGAUUAUGUGGAACCCAACCCCAGUUCUUUGUUAUCCCUCUUUGGGAUUAUUGAUUAUUUCCAAAAUGAGAAUCAAGAUCAGGAUGAGUACAUGCUCAAAAUGGUCUUAACCUUUGACCACAUUUUGGACAUAGACUCAAGAACAAAGGAAGCAAGGGAUCAUUUAAGGACUAGAAAAUGUUAGAAUCAACCUGAAGAAUGUCCACACACAUAAAGAAAGUAUGUAGAGUAGGGUGCUAAAUACUUUUAUCAUCUCAGAGAUGACACAUCCAGUGAUGGAAUGGGUUUCAUGUGUGGCAUUCUGCUCGAGGCAGUUUUAUGAUAAGACUUGUAAACUUAGCUCUAGGGAAGUUUACUCUUAGGUAGCUCUAGGGAAGCUGAAGCUCUACUAGUUGGCAGAGCUGGGUGAGUGAAGUUUCAGCUGCUGUGAACUUGAGAAAUUUAAUUUGAGAGGCUGUACUGAAAAGUAGAUCCAAAGUGAUAUGAUGGUCAAAUUCUUAACAGAUUAUGAAGACUACAAUUUCCAUAGUAAUGAUCUCAUUUCAAAUAUGUACUAUUUUGAUUAUUGAUUAAGGGAGUUAUGUAAAAUAUAAAAUGAGAGUUUUCUCUAAAAACUUGGAAAAUAAAUGUUAACCCUCAACUUAAUGUUAAUCCACUAAAUUUAUUCAUUCUAGUUAUGUUACAUAAUAAUUUAUAUCUAACUUUAUAUACUCUUUGGAGAGAGUAAUGACAUAAUUAAUUGAAAUUUCUAGGUGAUUCAGAUACUUCAUUUUAGCCAAAGUGCUUCACCUUUUCAACCAGACCUCUCACUGAAAUUUAUACGUACCAAAACUGUAUGAAUUCUAUGUGUAUUCCCAUAUCCUCUACCUUGUAUAGGUACUUUCUUCCUAGAAAGCCUUCAUCAUUUCAUCUCUAGUGAAUACCUAAUAGUUCACCAUUGUAUUCCCAGUUCCUAGAACAGCAUCUGGUACAUGGUAGACCUCCCUCAGUAAAUAUGUGUUGAGUGAGGAAUAAGCAAACAAGCAAAGAGUUGAGUGAAGAACUCAAAAGAUUGGCUUUACAGUCCUAACUCUGCAUCUCCUUGAGCAACCCUGAGUAAGAUACUUCUCAGGGCUUCAGUGCCCUCACCUGGAAGUCAAAAAAAAGUAGAUUAAGUUCUUUCUAACUCUAAAAUAAUAUAAUUCUAUGGUGUAGUUAAUUCAUGAACUAUUUAACUAACAUUUAAGCAAAAGCUUUUCUGAGGAACGUGAUCAUAUUUUCCAAAGUGAUACUUCCUAAUAAAGAUUGAAAAUGUAAGCGUCUGUACUGAUCAGACUCUUGCAUUUAGUCUAGCACCAGAGGAAGCAUAUGUUUUGUUAACAAGAGUAAGGCUAAUUAAAAUUUCCUGUGUUAAUUAGGAGAAAAUCCAUGGAGGAGGAGGGAUUUUAAGAACCAAUUAAGGAGGGAGAGAGCUAGAGUUAGCAAAUGAAGUGCCUAGAUAUUAUAGGCACUAUAAUAUUUGAAAGAACAUUUGGAGGUGAAUAAGGGACAAGAAAGAAGGUUUAUUCAGUAUCUACUUAGCUUUAGAUUUCUAUCCUGACACUUGUCCCAAUGAAAUGUGAUAGUUUGUUUGUUGACUGGCACUCCCAAUAAAAUGUGGGGUUUAUUUCUUUGAACUUCUAUAACCUAGCAGACUAUCUGUACAUGGUAGACACUAAAUAAAUAUUUGAGGAAUUGAUUGAUUAAUGAAGCUAGGCACUGUUCACAUUUUCACAUGCAUUAAUUCUAAUGAAGUACAUACUGUAUCUCUACAAGAUAGGAAUCUUAGGCUCUGAGAAAUUGACUUAGCCCAAAGAAACCAAGCUACAGUUACAAAGCCUGGAUUUGGACUCAGGUCUUUUUGGCUUUAAAGUUCAUGCUUUUUCUACUAACUAGCCCAUCAUAUAGAUCAUGAAGAUAAUCCCUGAUAAGUAUGUUAUUUCCCUGCUAAAGGUGCUAAAUUACCUUUGAAGUAUAAAGUCUUAUUACUAAUAUCAGUUUGGCAAGUUACACUUUAGAAACAUUUUCACCUGUUAGAUUUAAUCUUUACAAGCUAGCUGGUGAGUAGAUAAGCUUUCCAUCAUUAUACUGAUGAGGAAAACUGAAUACCCUUGAGGAGUCACAGCUUCUAAGGACCUGUGAUAAGAUUGGAACCCAAGCCUUCUGGAUUUAAAAGUAAUUGAGCCUACUAGUGAGAAUUAGGAAAGCCUGAACAAAUAGCACCUAGAACAAAAGCCUUAUAAGGCCCUCUUUAAAGCAUGUUUUAAAAUGUGUAAUUGGUCACUUUAUUUCACCGCAUCCCAUACCUUUUGUGUCGUCAAUAGACGGGAUCAUCUACCAGCGCAUUUCUGACCCGUAGAGCUUUCUGAAUGGAGGCAUGUGUCUGCGCUACCCCACUCAUGACUGGUGCCCCACGUCAAGCAUGCGGAGCCCUCGUUUACACAUUUACAUAAAUUACAUAAAAGUCCCAAAACAAAGUGCAGCAAACCACUAAUUCAGU
Physeter macrocephalus (sperm whale) is the source of this 9433-nucleotide messenger RNA. RefSeq names its product zinc finger HIT-type containing 6 (gene ZNHIT6). The transcript is spliced from 9 exons. The record is from RefSeq and is a predicted model, not a curated record. Bases 145 to 1446 code for a protein of 433 amino acids. Gene Ontology annotation, biological process: maturation of LSU-rRNA from tricistronic rRNA transcript (SSU-rRNA, 5.8S rRNA, LSU-rRNA); box C/D snoRNP assembly; snoRNA localization. Gene Ontology annotation, cellular component: nucleus; pre-snoRNP complex. NCBI's taxonomy places the organism in Eukaryota, Metazoa, Chordata, Mammalia, Artiodactyla, Physeteridae.